Toxorhynchites rutilus septentrionalis is the source of this 1071-nucleotide messenger RNA. RefSeq lists its product as uncharacterized. The record is from RefSeq and is a predicted model, not a curated record. Lineage: Eukaryota; Metazoa; Arthropoda; Insecta; Diptera; Culicidae. Gene Ontology annotation, molecular function: nucleic acid binding. The transcript has 3 exons. Bases 1 to 1071 code for a protein of 356 amino acids.
AUGGCUAAUAUUCGCGAAAACGUUCUUCAUCGUCAUGCUUCCGUAAACACUGUUUACCAUUGCCUCUACGGAUAUUUCUACUUAGGCAUCAAGAUGAAUACAUUGGCCAAAAUCUACGCCAAGCAUCAUUCAACAAUUUCGCAGUGGAUUCGUCUUUACGACGAAAACAAAUAUUUUGGACGAAAGGAAAGAGCAAAGGUCUACCUUCAAUUUGGUCCGAAGGAGAGAUCUUGGAUAGUGAACUUGUAUAAAGAUUGUCCCAUCUUGUACUUACUUGAAGCUAAGGAACGGUUUGAACGGACUUUCCAUAAGUCAAUAAGUUCCGCAUCCAUCAGUCGAAUCCUUCACUCAGAAGGUUAUACGUGGAAGGUGUUGGAAAGACGGGCAAUGCAACUACGCCAACAAGAUAUCUACCGGUUUCAAUCCGACAUGACCAUUAUAGCUUGGGACAUUCAUUGCCUGGUGUUCUUGGAUGAAAUAUCCUUUGACAAUCGUGGACUGCUCCGAAAUAAAGGAUACGCACCGGUAGGUUAUCGUCUUAUAUACCGUGGGGAGUUCGUUAGGAAGCCCAGAUGUUCUAUGCUGAGUUUCUUGGGGAGCAACGGUGUGCUUGAAACGUUCUCCACCGAGGGGACAUUUACCCGACACAAUUUUUUUGAUUGCGUGCGUUCGUUUGCAUUAAGUGGAACAGUUAAACGACAUCCUGGGCAAUAUAGUGUAUGGGUUAUGGAUGGAGCCCGUAUCCACUGCCACAAAGCAAUAAUAGAGUACCUACGAUCCUUAGGAAUUAUUGUGAUCUUUCUGCCAGCGUAUGCUCCAUUCUAUAAUCCUAUAGAGUACGUGUUUGGAUAUCUCAAAAAACACUUAAAGAAAACAUAUGUUGAGAUUAGCUCUAAAGAUUUGACUAUUACCAUAUUUGUCGAACCAAUGAUACCAUGUGAAGCUUUGAAACAUUUUAAAAAUUAUGAUUGCGAGAAAAUUUUUGCAAAAUGUGGGUAUCUUCACGGUGCCAUAUUUGACCCAAGCAUUGGUUUGGGCCAAGACAUGAAAACGUUUGGGUUUGAAAUUUAA